AUGGACGGAUUUUCGGGACGGCAUCAGGGCAUAUUACCGCAUGAUGUUCAGCGCGCGAUGACGCCGGGCCUGAAGAUGGAGUCGAAGAGCACCCAGAUCCACCUGCCGCUGAUCGGCCGCGGGAGCCGCGGCGAGCUCAGCGACAAGGUGACCUUCUCGCAGGCCAAGUCGCCGGAGCAGCUCAACAACGGACAGCUCUUGGGGGGCUCCCAGAUGAACUUGUGCAACGGUGGUACCGGAGCGGCCAUGACUGGGCUGGUGCCUAAGGUCCCUAACGACUGCGGAGACCAGAAGAAGCCCAUGGCAUCCCUCACCCACCUGCCGAAGAGGCCGCCCGUCGACAUAGAGUUUUCGGACCUCUCGUACUCCGUCAGCGAGGGGAGGAAGCGAGGGUACAAGGCGCUGCUUAAGUGCAUCAACGGAACCUUCAGGUCGGGCGAGCUGACCGCCAUAAUGGGACCCUCGGGCGCCGGGAAGAGCACCCUCAUGAACAUCCUGGCGGGAUACAAAACCUCCAACGUCACCGGAUCGAUACUGAUAAACGGCAAGGAGAGAAAUCUGAGGCGGUUCCGCAAGCUGUCCUGUUAUAUAAUGCAGGACGAUUGCCUCCUGCCCCACCUCACGAUACGCGAAGCGAUGUACGUCUCGGCUAACCUGAAACUGGGGAAGGACAUGACGGUCGCCGCCAAGAAGAUAGUCAUCGACGAGAUCUUAGAAAUGCUGGGCCUGGUCGAGGCGGCAGACACGCGCACGAUAAAUCUUUCCGGCGGCCAGAAGAAGCGUCUCUCUAUCGCCCUCGAGCUGGUGAACAACCCGCCGGUGAUGUUCUUCGACGAGCCCACCUCGGGGCUGGACAGCUCGUCCUGUUUCCAGUGCAUAUCGCUGCUGAAAUCGCUGGCAAGGGGCGGCAGAACGAUCAUCUGCACCAUACACCAGCCCUCCGCGAGGCUCUUCGAAAUGUUCGACUUUCUGUACACCCUGGCAGACGGCCAGUGCAUAUACCAGGGCAAAGUCAGCGGC
Iphiclides podalirius (scarce swallowtail) is the source of this 1020-nucleotide messenger RNA. Lineage: Eukaryota; Metazoa; Arthropoda; Insecta; Lepidoptera; Papilionidae. The record is from the annotation of a GenBank genome assembly.